AUGGUAAACGAAGGAAAACGGUUAGUUUCCUGCCAUUGUUUCUUCCUGUUAACAGUCAAAUUCUACUGGAUACUCACCCUGAUGCAAAGAACUCAUGGCCAGGAAUAUGCCCACUCCAUCCGACUGGAUGGGGACAUCAUCUUGGGAGGACUGUUCCCCGUCCAUGCAAAAGGGGAUAGAGGGGUGCCUUGUGGGGAGCUCAAGAAGGAGAAGGGGAUCCACAGGCUAGAGGCCAUGCUGUAUGCAAUUGAUCAGAUUAAUAAAGACCCUGAUCUUCUUGCCAAUAUCACCUUAGGUGUCCGGAUCCUUGAUACGUGUUCCAGGGACACUUAUGCAUUGGAGCAGUCCUUAACAUUUGUGCAAGCAUUGAUAGAAAAAGAUGGCUCAGACGUGAAGUGUGCUAACGGUGACCCACCUAUUUUCACUAAGCCAGACAAGAUAUCAGGUGUGAUAGGUGCUGCAGCAAGUUCUGUAUCCAUUAUGGUCGCAAAUAUUUUAAGACUUUUUAAGAUACCUCAAGUCAGCUAUGCAUCUACAGCUCCAGAACUGAGCGAUAACACCAGGUAUGACUUCUUCUCUCGAGUGGUCCCACCGGACUCCUACCAAGCACAGGCCAUGGUUGACAUUGUGACGGCUCUUGGGUGGAACUACGUCUCGACACUGGCUUCCGAAGGCAACUAUGGAGAGAGUGGUGUGGAGGCGUUUACCCAGAUCUCCAGAGAAAUUGGAGGUGUUUGCAUUGCUCAGUCACUCAAAAUCCCUCGGGAACCAAGACCAGGAGAAUUUGAAAAGAUCAUCAGGCGCUUAUUGGAAACUCCAAAUGCUCGAGCAGUGAUCAUGUUUGCGAAUGAAGAUGAUAUUAGGCGAAUACUGGAAGCAGCCAAAAAAGCUAAUCAAUCCGGACAUUUCCUUUGGAUUGGCUCAGACAGUUGGGGGUCAAAAAUUUCACCAGUUCAGCAGCAGGAGGAGAUUGCGGAAGGAGCAGUAACCAUUCUGCCCAAAAGAACAUCAAUAGAUGGAUUUGAUAGAUAUUUUCGGAGCCGAACACUUGCUAACAAUCGAAGAAAUGUAUGGUUUGCAGAAUUUUGGGAGGAGAACUUUGGAUGCAAGUUAGGAUCACAUGGAAAAAGAAAUAGCAAUAUCAAGAAAUGCACAGGCUUAGAAAGAAUUGCAAGAGAUUCAGCCUAUGAGCAAGAAGGAAAAGUUCAGUUUGUAAUUGAUGCAGUAUAUUCCAUGGCCUAUGCACUGCACAACAUGCAUAAAGAUCUGUGUCCUGGAUAUAUUGGUCUAUGCCCAAGGAUGAGCACAAUUGAUGGUAAAGAACUACUUAGCUAUAUCCGGGCAGUAAACUUUAAUGGGAGUGCUGGAACACCUGUUAUCUUCAACGAAAAUGGAGAUGCUCCUGGACGCUAUGAUAUUUUUCAGUAUCAAAUCACCAACAAGAGUACAGAAUACAAAGUAAUUGGUCAGUGGACUAACCAACUUCGUCUAAAUGUAGAAGACAUGCAGUGGGCUAAUAGAGAACACACUCAUCCAGCAUCUGUCUGCAGCCUGCCCUGCAAAGCCGGGGAAAGAAAGAAAACCGUGAAGGGAGUGCCCUGCUGCUGGCACUGCGAACGCUGUGAGGGAUACCAUUACCAGGUGGAUGAAUUCAACUGUGAACUGUGCCCCAUUAAUAAGAGACCAAACGCCAACCGUACGGAUUGCCAGCUUAUUCCUAUAAUCAAACUGGAGUGGCAUUCUCCCUGGGCCAUCGUGCCCGUCUUCAUAGCUAUUCUCGGUAUAAUUGCCACCACCUUUGUGAUUGUGACAUUUGUCCAGUACAACGACACACCGAUUGUCAGGGCCUCUGGACGGGAGCUCAGUUACGUGCUCUUGACUGGGAUUUUUCUCUGUUACUCCAUUACUUUUUUAAUGAUUGCAACUCCUGAUACAGUGGUCUGCUCCUUUCGAAGGAUCUUUUUAGGACUUGGCAUGUGUUUCAGCUAUGCUGCCUUGCUUACCAAAACAAACAGGAUUCACAGAAUAUUUGAACAAGGUAAAAAAUCUGUCACAGCUCCCAAAUUUAUUAGUCCAGCUUCCCAGCUGGUGAUCACUUUCAGUCUAAUAUCCAUGCAGCUCCUUGGAGUCUUCAUCUGGUUUGCCAUCGAUCCACCACAUACCAUUGUAGACUAUGGAGAGCAGAGGACACUUGAACCAGAAAAUGCCAGGGGAGUUCUCAAAUGUGACAUUUCAGAUCUUUCUCUCAUUUGUUCCCUUGGAUACAGUAUUCUCUUGAUGGUCACAUGCACUGUUUAUGCUAUUAAAACAAGAGGGGUUCCAGAGACCUUCAACGAAGCAAAACCCAUUGGAUUUACCAUGUACACAACCUGCAUAAUUUGGUUAGCUUUUAUUCCAAUCUUUUUUGGUACGGCCCAAUCAGCAGAGAAGAUGUACAUCCAGACAACAACACUUACUGUCUCCAUGAGUUUAAGUGCUUCUGUGUCUCUGGGCAUGCUCUACAUGCCCAAGGUUUAUAUUAUCAUUUUUCAUCCAGAGCAGAAUGUUCAAAAACGGAAGCGGAGCUUCAAGGCUGUAGUGACAGCUGCCACAAUGCAAAGCAAACUGACCCAAAAAGGAAAUGACAGACCAAAUGGCGAGGUCAAAACUGAACUGUGUGAAAGUCUUGAAACCAACACCUUCUCUACCAAGACAACUUAUGUCAGUUACAGCAGUCAGGCAAACUGA
Molecule: messenger RNA, 2727 nt
Organism: Opisthocomus hoazin
Lineage: Eukaryota; Metazoa; Chordata; Aves; Opisthocomiformes; Opisthocomidae
Source: RefSeq, a predicted model, not a curated record